Molecule: messenger RNA, 771 nt
Organism: Wickerhamiella sorbophila
Lineage: Eukaryota; Fungi; Ascomycota; Dipodascomycetes; Dipodascales; Trichomonascaceae
Exons: 1
Coding region: 1-771 (256 amino acids)
Biological process (GO): retrograde vesicle-mediated transport, Golgi to endoplasmic reticulum
Source: RefSeq, a predicted model, not a curated record
AUGAGCGAUAACGUUCAAUCAGCUCGAGAGAGGCGGCAAGCUCGCAUUCGUGAGGGAGCGGCUGAUCGCCUGGCUAAAAUCACUGGUUCUGCUGGGAGAAGCUUCCAGACCGAGUCAGAGUCCCGACAGUUCAACAGAAAGCCAACAAGCCAGCUGGGCAAGCCCGAAUCAAGCUCGCCAGAGCACCACGACGACCCGCCCGAUGUUUUACCAUCAGAUUUGGACAAACCCCAGACUCAAUCAGAAGAUAGAUUCGCAGACGAUCCGUUAUUCAAAAUGCUGUCCCAAAUGCAAUCCAAUUUGAACCAGGACGGCAGCGGAGGACCUGGCGCAUUCAACUUUGAUUUUUCCGACCUCGUUGCCCAAAAACUUAGUGCAGCUCAAUCGGUCGAGGACACUCCGGCUGCCCAAGCACAAAGAGCCCGCUCCCAACGAUUCCAGACCGCUGUUCAUAUUAUUCUAAUGGUCCUAGUUGGCCUGUAUGCUUCAUGGAACACUUACAUGCUUUUAUCUAUUUUUACUACGGUGGAAGUUGUGCUCACCGUUGCGUUCUCCUUUUCGGCUCCACCGGCACGUCAGUCAAUGUUUAGCCCGUUUGUGGUUUAUUUGCCAGCUGUUCUCCAACGACCUGUUCGGUUACUUUUGGCCAAUGAAAUGGUGAUCCGCCAAACCUACCGCGACUUUUGCUUAGUUCUACUUGUUUACGGGCUUUUGCAUGCCUACGAUGGCACCGACGCAACUUCCAUACAUUACCGAGUGCCCGUAAGCUAA